UCUAAUCUAAUCACCUACAAUCAUUCUUCGUUUUCUUCUUUUGAAGAAAAUGACGGCUUCUUCUAAAUGGGACAACGUCGCCUUCGGGUUAUCAGCAGCUUGUCUCUCUGCAGCAAUCGUGCUUUUAGUCUCAAUUGCCACGUGGCAAAGUGAGAUCUCAAGAAUUACCGAAGAAGCUAUUGUUGAGACUCAACAUUUUCAGGAGACAUCAGAAAAGAUUUGGGAUGAUCUCGUUUUUGUAGCUACUGGAGAAACCGACCGACACAAAAGACAUGCAUAUUUGACACGCGCUCCAGUUGUCCCAGUAACAGGUGGAUUCCAGACUGGAAGAACUGCGAAUAGAGGAUGCAAUUGCCGUGGACCACCAGGACCACCCGGAUUUAAUGGGGAAGAUGGAUAUGAUGGUGAACCUGGAGUUCCGGGAUCAUCAGGAGGUGAUGACAUAUCAGUGCUUCGUCACGAUCCGGGACGAUGUGCUCAAUGCCCAGCUGGACCAAUGGGACCACCAGGACCACGUGGACCACCUGGAGUACCAGGAAUUACUGGAGCACCAGGUCUCGACGGAAUCCCAGGAAGACACGGAACGCCAGGAUAUCCAGGAGAACCAGGACUUCCAGGACCGGUUGGAGAUCCUGGUUUUGAUGGAAAACCUGGAAACCCGGGAAAUAAUGGAGUACGUGUUCGUAGAAUUCCCGGGCCACCAGGACCUCGAGGAGCCGAAGGAGAUAGUGGAGUACAGGGAGGACCUGGUUCUCCAGGAUUGGCAGGAGCUCCAGGAGAUUCAGGAGCACCUGGACCACAAGGGCCUCCAGGACAAAAGGGAAUGGAUGGUACACCUGGUGGAUUCGGGCAACCAGGACCUCAAGGUGUUGAUGGAGAAUAUUGUCCAUGUCCAAAACAAAUAAAGAAAUCUGUAUAAUUUCAUAAUAUUUGAGAAUAAAUUUUAUAUCACAACAGCAACUCAUAAACUGAACUGAAUAAAGCAAGUCACAAUCAA
Messenger RNA from Caenorhabditis elegans, 997 nucleotides. RefSeq names its product Nematode cuticle collagen N-terminal domain-containing protein (gene col-58). NCBI's taxonomy places the organism in Eukaryota, Metazoa, Nematoda, Chromadorea, Rhabditida, Rhabditidae. Gene Ontology annotation, molecular function: structural constituent of cuticle. The record is from RefSeq and is marked reviewed. The transcript is spliced from 4 exons. Bases 50 to 919 code for a protein of 289 amino acids.